This is a messenger RNA of Bombina bombina (fire-bellied toad), 1834 nucleotides long. RefSeq lists its product as uncharacterized. Gene Ontology annotation, biological process: DNA integration; DNA recombination. NCBI's taxonomy places the organism in Eukaryota, Metazoa, Chordata, Amphibia, Anura, Bombinatoridae. The coding region runs from base 1 to 1176 and encodes 391 amino acids. Gene Ontology annotation, molecular function: DNA binding. The record is from RefSeq and is a predicted model, not a curated record. The transcript has 2 exons.
AUGGCUGACUCCAGUAGGAAGGGGAGAAUGGUACAAGCAACGGGAGCACAGGAAGUAGGAAGGAAUACUAAUGUUUCUAUGUUAUCCCCACAGAGCACCGAAAAGGAGGUAUGCCCACCGGAACGAGCACAGCAGCAGGAGCCAACGGAAGUACCCAGCAGCAAUGCGGGGGAAAAUGUUGUGGUGGAAGAAACAACCCCAGUAAGAGAACUGGAAACAGGAGCUGCAAAACAGGUGGCAGCAACUGGUGCAGCAAGCGGUGACCAAGGGGCAAAGCAAGCAGAUUGGCAGCGGAUAGAAGGAAUCGAGGAACUGGUCGAAAAAGCCUUGGCACCAAGCACAUGGGCAGUGUACAGGAAAUAUUGGGGACAAUGGUGCAAGCAUAGGGAGGAGGCGAAAGGAGGGGAGGAAGGAAGAUUUUUAGAAUGGUUGAUGGCGCUGCGGAGAGAAGGUGUAAAGAAGGGGAGAUUGAGCGCAGUGUUAGCAGGGAUUUCAUACUGUUCGCAGCUAUACGGGGGAAUAGAUUGGUCCAGGAAGUUUAUAGUAAAGAAAAUCGCAAGGGCAUGGGGAAGAGGGGAAGAGAAGGAAGUGGAUAAAAGGGAACCAAUAACUGAGGUUAGAUUACAGAAAAUGAUAGGGGCACUAGAAGGGGUAUGUGCAAACAGGGACGAGGCGCUUAUUUUCAGAACGGCUUUUUUAGUAGCAUUUCACGGAGCAAUGAGGAUAGGGGAGCUGUUACCAAAAAACAGAAAAAUAGUUAAAGGGGGUGUAGAGACAGGGGAUGUCAGAUGUGGGGAAGAAGCCGUGCUAAUAUUGGUAAGACGAUCUAAAACAGACAAGGAAGGAAAAGGGGCAUGGCUAAAUAUGGCUAAAACAGGGGGAACACUGUGUCCGGUGGCCUGUGUUAAGGAAUACCUGAUAGCAAGGAGGAAAGGGGGCCGCACAUUUCUGAGGCAUGCAGAUGGUUCGGAUGUAACAAUCUUCCAGUUUAAAAGCAUAUUACAAAGGGUGGUUAAGAAAUUGGGGUGGAAAGAGGCACACAUUGCGCCGCAUUCAUUCAGAAUAGGAGCAGCGACCGCCGCAGCGGGUAGGGGUUGUUCAGAGGCACAAAUUAAGAAAUUAGGGAGAUGGAAAUCUGCAGCGUACAAAUCUUACAUAAGAGUGCAAAAGGAGUAAGGCCUUAUUAUAAAUGUUCUAACGGUUAAAUUGUUUUUUGUUUUACAGACAAAGCGUUAAGGGUGUGGAUAGUAGGGCAUUCCUACGUCUAUUGGGCACAGGCUAGGGCAGCAGCAUCGGCGCAGGGAGUAAAUUUGGGACUGUCGCACAAGGAAGUUAGCAUUAGAUGGGUAGGAAAAAGAGGCAUGAUGUGGGACGAGUUAGUGCCUACAAUACAGCUGGCAAGGAGAAGAUGGGGGUGUCCGGACGCCAUAAUUAUACAUCUGGGGGGGAAGGACAUAGGCGCUUACCCACUUAGAGAGCUAGAAGAGAAAGUUGCAGGAACAAUGAGAUGGUUGAGGAUGGCAUGGCCAUCAGUGAGGGCGAUAUGGUCCAAUAUAGUUUCGAGGAUAUUCUGGCGGAACUCAUACACGAGCAAAGCAGGAUAUAGAUCGAGGAGAAAAGUGAACCAGGUGGCAGCAAAGGUUAUGAAGGAAAUAGGGGGUAGAGUGGUAGAGCACCCACUGAUAGCAGCGAGAAAGGAGGAGCUAUUCAGACGGGAUGGAGUGCAUCUAACGGAUGAGGGAAUUGACCAGCUGCUGGUGGACAUCAGAGGGAUGUGCCAAGAGUUGGUAAAGGUAAGGAAAGGUCACGAAUGGUGGAAAGAGUUGGCCGAAAG